GUUUUUUUUAAAUUAUAUAUUAAUUUUAGACUAUUUAUUAUAGAUUACUUGGAGAAUAUUUAUUAUUGAUUUAUUGAAGAAUAUUUAAUGAUCGUUUGAAUACCACAUGAUAUGUAAUUGUCUUUAAAAUUUGCUUGUCCAUUUUUUACAGAUGGUUAAAAAUGUACGUUUAAUUUUUUGCAUAGAAAAACGUGCCGACCGAUCCGAGUCGAUUCAAUGCUUAAUGUUUACAUAUUGCAAAUUUCAACGGCUAGGUUUAGUUUAUUUAGUUAACUGGAGUUUCGGUGUGUUUCAUAAAUUUUUUGUCGCCUUUUUUAUUCUUUAAAAUUGGUGAAUAUAUAAACAAAUUUGAUUGUUUUUGCUAUGUGUGUGGCAAAUUUACCACUGAGAAAAGCCGGCGCACUAUUACUACCACAGUUGAAACGAUAUUUGGUGAUUAUUUCAAUCUACCUAUACAUCAUAAUGUAAAAUGGGCACCAACAAUUGUUUGUUCAUCGUAUACCGCUCGAUUCACAGAGUGGAAAAACUGUAAGAGAGUCUCUAUGCGGUUUGGUGUACCAAUGAUUUGGACCAAUCCGGUUAUACAUUUUGCUCCAGAUUGUUAUGCGUGCGUCAACAAAUUAAAAAACACCACAUGGGCUCAACUCCCACUGCCACAUUCAGAUACAAUUCCAAUACCUAUUCCAACAAACAAUCCUGGCUCUUUAGCAGAAUCAGUUGUUACAAGUGAACCCAUUGAAGCAGCUCCCGAAUCGAUGCUUUCGCCCUAUGAACUAUCCAAUGUAACAGAUCCCUGCCAUCACGUUCAGUACACGCAGAAUACUUUUGAUAGUUUGACAAGGCGAUUAAAUUUGUCUCAAAGAAAAUCGAUCAUUCUUGCUCAGGAUCUUAAAGAAAAAAAUCUGCUAGCAACUGGGUAUAUGCAGCUCGAGGUCGCCAACGUGAUUUCACAAGAUUUUUUACAACCAUUGAAAACAACUCAUUUGCCUAUUGCCAUGAUAUACAAGGGUUGAUGUUGACUAUGCAUAAUGAAUAUAAUGCUGAAAAAUAGCGUUUGUUUAUUGAUGCUUCGAAAAAAAGUCUAAAAGCAGUUCUUCUUCAUGAAACCAAUUCUAAGAACCCGGUUCCAAUCGCACUCAGCAGCAUAACAAAGGAAACAUAUAUAUUUGUCAAUGAAAAAAAUCAUUGAAAUGGUAAAAUAUAGGGAACAUGGAUGGAAAAUUUGUGCCGACUUAAAAGUUGUUACUUUAUUAAGAGGGAUGCAGACCGGGUACACGAAGAAGUCUAAAAGCAGUUCUUCUUC
Molecule: messenger RNA, 1303 nt
Organism: Brassicogethes aeneus
Lineage: Eukaryota; Metazoa; Arthropoda; Insecta; Coleoptera; Nitidulidae
Source: the annotation of a GenBank genome assembly